Miscanthus lutarioriparius is the source of this 252-nucleotide messenger RNA. The record is from the annotation of a GenBank genome assembly. Lineage: Eukaryota; Viridiplantae; Streptophyta; Magnoliopsida; Poales; Poaceae.
AUGGAGAUAAGGAGGUGGAACCCCACAGGGGACGGGGUGAAAACGGACAAGGGAAAAAUCUUGAAGGUUUCAUGGGAUGGGAGUGCUGAUUCGUACAAUGUGGCAAAGUUGGAGGAGCUCUUCCAGGAAUUUGGCAAAGUUGAAGACAUUGUUAUCAAGACAAGGAAAUCAAGGAGUAAGGGCUCAGCAAUUGUAGUAAUGGGCUCCAAAGAAGCUGCAUUAAGUCCUGUUUCUCUACCCUUUAUCAUUUGA